Messenger RNA from Aegilops tauschii subsp. strangulata, 1968 nucleotides. RefSeq lists its product as uncharacterized. NCBI's taxonomy places the organism in Eukaryota, Viridiplantae, Streptophyta, Magnoliopsida, Poales, Poaceae. The record is from RefSeq and is a predicted model, not a curated record.
UGAGGGAAAUAGGCUAUAAGAAUAAUUUCAAAUGAAAUACUAUGACUAACAAACUAGAGUGAGAAAACAUAAAAGAUGAAAACCUGAAUAAAAAUAAUGAAUAACAGAUCCAGGACUGGUAGAACGAAAAUGUGAAUAAAUGAACAACGAACAAAUAGAGUGACGACUCAACAAGGCGAAUGAAGAAAGAGACAGACUCAAGAAAGAGAAUGGGUGUUUUUUUUGGGGGGUUGGGGAUGAGUGUUGUUCCCAGUUUUGACAGAGAAGUGAAGAGAAGUACCAUUUCCAGCCCAAAGAGAAGAUAGAUGAAACAAAGUGCACACUGCCCUUCCAAAAUGUUGUACUCAUGAAGUAGAGAAAAAAAACGAUGUAUACUGCGUAUAACAAGAAAAGUACUCCACUCCGAGUGGCAUUCUAGUCGAGAGUACCCUGAGAAAACAAAUCCACGUAAAAUCCUGAUUACGAUUAAUUAACGGCUUGUGGCAGUGCAAUUGUGCGAUCCAUAUAAGCAGAGGAGGAGCACGGUUUUGCUUAACGCGAGAUUAUUAGCUGCUAAUUCGAUUCCAUCCGAGCAUGGACCUCCGCUGGUCCGUCGAGGUCAAGGGCGGCGAGACCCUGAGAUCAGCGCCCGUGCUGAACGGCCGCCGCGGCGUCGUCACCUACGUGUCCCUCGUCCACACGCCGCCGAGCGCAGUUGGCGGCCAGCGCGUCGUCGUGGAAGCCUACGUCAAGACUAUCGACGGCACCCUCGAGCUGGCGUCGCUGUCGUCCGAGAGGCCGCACGCGGAGCUGCCGCGCCCGGUGCUGGUGAUGGGCCUCGAUCUCUUUUGCUCUCGCGUGAGGCGGCAGGGCGGCGACCCCGCGGAUGGUGAUGUGGCGGUCGCCGUUCGGUUUGAGGGUCGUUGCUUCAACGACGGUUACGUUCUUCCUCCGCCGUCGCCGCUGCCGUUGGAGGACGAAGAGGAUCAUAUGCUGUGGUCGUCGGAGGAUGACGACGAUGACAACAGCGGGGCAGAGGACGACGAGUCGGUGGGUUCGGAUUCGGAAGACUACGACGACGAUGACAGCAGCGGCGAGGAGGAGGAGGAGAGCGACGACGAGGUUGACGGACAAGCGGGCAUGGAGAGCAGCGCCGACAACGACGUGCUGCUACAGAUGGUACACCCCAGCAAGUUCGUCCUCGAGGGAGGUUCUGCGCCGCGGUUCGCCGCCGCCGGGAAGACGGCCGGCUUCAUGCAGGUCACCGCCACGGAGAGGCAAUACGAAGCAGACCCCAUGCAGAUACUCGUGCUCUUCCGCUACACCCGCUUCUCGCCAUCAUCGUGCGGCGUGGAAGCGCGCAGGAGCACGAAGGAGCACCAGCUCCGGUUCAUAGCCACCGGCGACCACACGGCGAGGUCGCUGGCUUGGACCGGAUCGUCGCUGGGCCUGCUGAUAUACCCCCAUGGCUUCAGGAAGAAGCUCCAGGAGCUAUGGUCCAGCUUGGCGUCGAAGGUGAGCGUCCCGCCGGGAGCAAGACGCGUCGAGGUGUUCGUCGACGUUGGCCUCCUCCGGCGGGCGGAGUACACGCUAGCGAGCAUGCGGCACAUGUGCGCCGCGCUGGAGGGCAUGGUGGCGAAGCCGUGGCCCGGGCGCUUCACCGGGAUGGAGCUGUACUUGCCGGAGCCGGUACGGUGCGGCAGGGACGCCGACGAGCGGCCGACAAAGCAGAGGAAGGUCGAUGCAGCCGGGCAGGAGUGCUGCAUGGACGUCGGUGAACAGCCAGCGAAGCGAAGGAGGGCUGUCGCCGCCGGGGAGGAUUGCCCCGUCUGCUGGCAGCUGCUGGAGGGCGACGACCUCGCCGCGUGGCCGGGCUGCGGCAAGCCCCACGUCUUCCAUGGCGCGUGCCUCGAGCAAGUCCUCAAGAUGAGCGAGACGUGCCCGCUCUGCAGGCGCAACCUGUACUUUGAGCGGUUGAGCCCAAGAUGA